Molecule: messenger RNA, 4065 nt
Organism: Anopheles maculipalpis
Lineage: Eukaryota; Metazoa; Arthropoda; Insecta; Diptera; Culicidae
Gene: dila
Product: centrosomal protein of 131 kDa
Exons: 6
Coding region: 1-4065 (1354 amino acids)
Biological process (GO): cilium assembly; intraciliary transport involved in cilium assembly; regulation of centrosome duplication
Cellular component (GO): centriolar satellite
Source: RefSeq, a predicted model, not a curated record
AUGGAAUUGAGUUUGUAUGGUUCGCAGAUAAACCUGGCAACGCGCGAGAAAACCAACACAAACCAAUACCGAGAGCGGCCAGGAUCCGCCCUACAACAUCCAACUCGUCCUUGUUCAGCGACCGGAGCGCACAUCAGACGUCCCCUGUCGGCGGACAGCACACAGUAUCGCUACCGAAAGCGGCCAUCAUCGAGCGGAAGCGCAGUGGACGUACCGCGACCAGGUACGUCACCUUUUCACCAGCGAAGUACAUCAUCGUCCAGCUUGUUGCUGAAAAGUCUUCUAGCUGAGCCAAUCCCUCGCUACUGGGAGUCAAAAUCGUUGCCUCGAUCAACCCAGAUUGCUUCUGCACGUGGAUCUUCCUGCAGCAGUGCGGAACGCAUUCGACAGCAUAAGCGCCAUCAAACAUUGCUAACGGACAGCAGUACACGCCCUGCGUUGAAGACGAAAACCCGAAAACGUUCGGGAAGUGGUAGUACAGCCAAAAGAAGCAAACAGAAAGCCAAUAACGAUCGCCGAAGACGUCGCGAUAGCACCGAAGAGGAAGAUCCUGAUCGUGACGAGGUGGAAAGUACGAUGGACGAAAUGGAAGACACACAGGAGUCUAACAAUGAGGCAGAGCUCGAAGGCAUCUGGAGAGGCAAACCAACGGCGGGAAGUAAUCGCGAGGAGAAGAAACGAUCACCUCCACUGCCGAUGGUUGCGUUGCCUCUAAACAGGAAAGCUGUUGAAAUCAGUUCCUGUGGCGGUUUAAAGAAGAACAAUACAUCGCCGGAAAAGCAAUCGCGAAAGAUUGAUCUUCCUGGACGGGUUUCCUUCAGCUCCAACGAACCGUACGAAAUUGAUUACAGUGAUUUUGAGGAGAAUGAGUACGGCUGCUCGAAGGAAGCUCAAUCCAAGCAAGCCGGCAAAACCAAAGAUCCGUUUCAUAAGAAACCAUCCUUCUCUAGCUCGCUGUACGACGAAAGGAUAUUCCAGGAGAAGUCCCUUUUGGAGGAAGUGUCGGUGAAGUUCGGAAGCGUAAAGUUUGAGGAAGACCUUACGACGAGCUCGGGGUACGAAACUAAAUGUGAUGAAAGUGCAAAAGCUGUUAUGAGAAAGCGGGCAACAACUGUGGGGGCAGCGUCUCCAUCGCCGGUCAGCGAUGUGCGAGAGUCUAACAAAAUCAUAGAGGAGUACAAGAAGGAGAUAGAGGACCUGAACCGACGACACGACAUGGAACUGCGGAUGGCCGUUCGAGAUGCGGAAGAUGUGUCGAUGCCUACAAAACCUUACGAUCCGAAGUGUUUCACACCAUCAGACACGCCGGAAGAUCCGUUUGCCAACUCCGCUUCUACAAAGGCGAUCGAGAGUACGACGGAAGACACGGAUGUGGAGUUGGAUCGUCCAACAUGUCGGUCAACCGGGUUGCUGGAGAAAAACGUUAUCAAUGAGUACUACGAGUGCAUUAACGAGAUCAUAACAGAACAAUCCCCUUCACGGCGGUCGCAGAAUCGACAUAACCUUCCAGCGCUGGGUGGAUGUCCAGACGAAAAGGAAGAUACAAUUCAACACAACUUAAAUAAUGAAUGUACUAAGAGUGCUCCCAAAGAUAAACAGUUUGCAUCCGGUGUGGUAACUUCUGGGAAAAGCAAGUCUUCAAAUACGGACAAAAACCGGCUAGAUGCAAGCAGCAAUCCAGUGAUCAAGAAUUAUUUUAAAGUUAAGGAACAGAAUAUUGUGAGUGCGAGUGCGAGUAGUUUGGCGAGUGGCAGUGGAAGCAGCACUACCGGCAGCAAGUCGGGCCACUCGAAAAACUCACUCGCAUCCAAGAAAAAUGGCAAAGACAAGCCAAAGUCGGCCGAUACACAUAAAUCAAUUUUGCGCAACUCGAAAAAACAAAAUAACAACGUUGGAACCACAGGUGGGAUCGGUUCGAAUGGUAGUGGUGGAUCGGGGAAGUUUUCGUCGGCCUUGUGUCGAGAGGAUAGCAACAUAUCCGAGUUUCACAUGGAUAAGGUUGUCAGUUGGAUGUCGUGCAAUGAGGAUACGUUUCCGACGAUACCGGAUGUUCCUGCGCUGGACGAUGUGAGCAAUGACGGACAACAACGCAAAUGUCUUACGGCUGAGGAUAAUUGUACAAUACCUAGACAAGAGUCGGUUGAGAGAUCUCCGAGCUAUGGCGUCAACUUCGAUAGUGUACCCAGACAGAGGACCGAACCGCCGGAGGAGAUAGUUAGUAGUGUACAGUCUAACUACGACGAUGAGUCUGUCGUGAGUGCAAGUGCCAAACAAAAGUCGGAUUUUCAAGCACUCAAGACCGAAGUCGAGUACAGGUUGAGCAACAUAUUGGACUGUACUGAUUCGCAGGUCAGCUCCGGUUGUGAAGGUGAACCAUCCGAGCAGCCAGCCAAGGGCAAGGUAAAAGAUCUCUUCUCGUACCUCGAUCAGGUUGAGCUAAAGUGUGAGAAGGGUGCAUUUAAAGGAGCCACAGGUUCUGCGGCAGCAGUCUUGCCUUCAGAAUCCGAUCGCUCCGAGUUAGAUUUUGCUGCCGAACCAGACUACAUUGAAGCUGUGCCGAAAAUGAACGAUCUGUUGGAACUUCCAACACAUCAGCUAGCCCGACGAGUUAUCAAACUAUCACUUCGCGCCAACGAAUUAAACAACGCCAUGCAACUGUCUAAAAAUCACAUCGCCACAGUGAGAGCGGACAAAGCGAAAGCAAUCCGAACGGAAAAAUGUGCCCUGCAGGGUAAGCUAAAGGAGCAGAAGAAACACUACGAAGACAUUAUCGGAAGGCAUCAGGAAUUUAUUGAUCAAUUGAUAAAAGAUAAAUCGGGCCUUUGUGAUAAGGUGACGCAGUUAACGCGCCGCCUGGACUCUCAAAAUCAAAGCUGGGAGCACCGGUUAAAGACGGAACUGGAACGUGCCCGUGAUACGGCACUAGCAGCCGAAAAGAUUCGCCGAGAAAAGUGGGUGCGAGAAAACACGAAGAAAAUCAAGGAACUUACAGUGAAGGGGCUGGAGCUUGAGAUCAACAAAAUGACCGCCACCCAUCAAAAGGAGAUUGGUGAGUUAAAACGGCAGCACAAGGAUGAGCUGAUGUGUGCCCUCGAGGAGCUUAAGCUACAGUACGAACAGAAGGAAGCAGACGUACGGCAGGGUUUGGUGAAAGAGCGAGAGACUACGAUCGAGCGCGAACGUCAAGCAUUGCUUGAACGAUUUGAUCGGCAGGUAACCGAGGAACGGAACAUUUUCGAGCAACAGCGCCAGCACCUGUUGAGUGAAUUUGAUCUCGAAAAGGAACGGCUCCAGAAGGAAGCGACGCGUAAGGCACAGUACGCCGAAUCGCAGCUGGAAGAUCUUAAGCGCGAGAAUGCGAAAAAUCUUGACUUUGCACAGAAAGAGUACGUGCAGAUGUUGAAGCAGCGGGAAGCAAAGCAUCAGGACGAGCUGGAAAAGCUGCAGAAACAGUUCGAGUCGGACUUUGCCAUCUGGAAGCGGGAGCACGAGCGCAAAUCGAAGGUGGAGCUGGAGCAGCGCGAAAAUGAGAUCCGUGCCCAGUGUCGGACGGAGCGUGAUCAGCAGAUCGAUCGUAUCGUGGCGAAGGUGGAUGCUGAAACGCAAAAGUAUCAGCAAGAAUUCGAUGCCAAAAUGAGUCGCCUAAAGGAGAAACAUGAAGCAGAGCAGAAGGAAGCGGAAGCAUCGGAAGCGUUGAUGAAACAAAAGUAUCAAGAUGCGCGUGUUAAGUUGGCCGAGGCUGAGGCAUCGAUACAGAACAUGAAGGCGACGGCUAAGCAGACCGAAAUACAGCUUAACCAUGCGAAAAAGCUUUGCGACGAUUUGUUGCAGGAAAAGGAAAUGAUGCGCGAUGAAGCUCGCCGGGAGGUGCAGAAAGAUAUGACCAACAUGCAACGGGAGCGAGAGCGUGAAAUUGAACGAAUUUAUUUCAGGGUGCAACAAGCCAUCGAAAAGAAAGAUGCAUCCAUAGCGACACUUCAGAAGGAAAUUACCGGACUAAAGGAACGGUGCUUGAAACAGGACGCUAUCAUCCGUCAGCAGCGUAUGGAUUAUUGUACAAAAUAG